Molecule: messenger RNA, 3000 nt
Organism: Misgurnus anguillicaudatus (oriental weatherfish)
Lineage: Eukaryota; Metazoa; Chordata; Actinopteri; Cypriniformes; Cobitidae
Source: RefSeq, a predicted model, not a curated record
AGAGUUUCCACUAAUUAGGAAACAUUCCCUCUGAUGUCACCAGGCUGGAGGGGGUAACGAUGAGAGAAAAAUAGUGAAAGAGAGAGAGAAAGAGGAAUAGAGAGAGAGAGACUUAACUUCAUUCUCUGCUGUUAUUAUUACUAUUGUAUCUUGUGUUUCCCAGCUCUACAGUGAAGAUGAAAUCGGCAGGAAUAUUGAGCACUUCUGGGAAAAGCAAGAGUAAGAGGUCUUAUGUAAAAGGCUCCCUGUUUUUUCUUUUACUGCACAUGUUUAAUGGCACAUCAGCUACAACAACUAUGGUCACAUCUACUCCAAUAAGCCAGAGCCAGACAGUAACCAGCAAUUCAGCAAAUUCAAAUCCUUCCACUGCUACAGAACAGAUGACAUCGGUAGCUUUAGCUACUCCAAUAAGCCAAAGUCAUGCAGUAACAAGCAAUCCAGAGACUUCAACUCAUAUCAAUGCUACAGGACAGAUGACAUCUGUGGAAACUCAGAAUUUCACUGAAAACAUCACAUCUGUUCAUUUAGAUUCAAUGAAUACAUCCUCAUUAGCCGAUAAUGAGACAAUGUUAUCCUGUCCAGAAUUUACCUGUACUGAUGACUGUCACGCCAAAUUCAUGAACAAAACCUCGAAUCCCUGCCCACCCACCGCAUCUUUCUGUGAGUUAAUCCAUCAGAACGGGAGUCACACCGUUCAGUGCAGUGUCAGGUGUGCCAUGCCCUGUGGGAAUCCUCCAGUCACUAAUUGCUCUAUGGGCUGUUGCAACACAACUGACUGUCUCAACUACGCUCUCUUUAACAUGUCAAAUUCAUCCAGUACAGCAGCUCCAACAAAAUCCACGGCUACACCCACAACCAUAAAGGUGACGGUUCCUCCCACCCCAGCAAAUAAUGGCAAGAAGUGUCAAAGCAUCAAGUGUGAUGGGCCCGCAUGUUACAAAACCACCAAUACCCUUGGACUUGUGUAUUGUCCUAUUGGUCAGGAUUACUGCAUGCUGAACAAGACGACGUCCGGGUCCACGGAGUCAUGGCAGGGUGGUUGCAGUACAGAUUGUCGAAAGGCAACAGCAUGCUCAACCACAGUUACCACCUGCUACUUGGAGUGCUGUAAUGCCACUGUUAGCGCCUCAUGUCUGAAACUGACCGGUGAUUUAAACAUGCCCAGUUCUGCCCCCAGAGGUCCUCAGUCUACUCUACUCCUCACUGCAUCUCUAGUCAUGCUCUGGAUGAUGAAGGUCCUUACUUGAGUGUAGUAUAGACACAGUUACAGUUCAGAGAAAGCUCAUUUUCACAUUAGAAGUGUGUAUGUUUGUGCGUGUGCAAGUGUGAGUGUGUGCGUGCGUAUAGAUGCCAAAUAAGCUUUUCACUAUGUGCAUCCUUAGAGAGUUAUAUCAAGUGGGAACAUGCUUGUUGUUGAAGUCCACAAAGGAAUAUAUUAACACUGCAUCAACAAAUAUGAAGUUUGCGUCCUAUCACACACAGAUGGUUACUGAGUUGUAUCUUUUUGGCAAUAAAUACAGUCAAUCAUCUUUAGUUAACUGAAACCUUUCUUUUCUCGCUCUUGUUUUCUUUACUGUACACAGGUUCUGCGCAAUUUAAACCAAAAUCUCACGUUUUUAAUCAUUGUGUGAAUAUCCUUGGAAUGCUCAGAUAAUCCUGAUUAAUUAUGAAAUCCCAAAUUCAGAUACUAUAUCACCAAUCAGGAAACUUCACCCUGUGUACACUCAUAUAAUAAUAAUGCCAAACAAAGUGAAGUAUGCACUUUAUGCAUCUAAAUAAACAAUAGUUAUAUUUAUAAGGACAUAUUUAUAAUAUUGGACAUAUGAAAGUCCGUAACCAUGCAUGAAAUCUGAAAGCUUUAUUUUUGCAGAGAAAUGUGUUUAUUUAAUUGUAUGUGUACAGAUGUAAGAGCAUAAUCUUUUUUUUUUUUUUUGGAUCCCACUACUUAUAUUAGGUGUCUUUAAAUGCUACUGUGUAAUAGAUUGUGCACAUACUGUAUGUGUUGUUUAGGGCAGUGGUAUACAACAUGAUGACCAUGUUUAAUAGACAUUUUAAAUAGACUUAAUUUUUGUAUUCAUUACAUAUUUUUUAUAUUAGCUUGGCCUCUUUUAUGUAUGUUAACAUUUUAAACAAUGAUAAAACAUAUCAACAAGUAAAAUUAACUCUUUCCCAGCCAUUGACGAGUUAUCUCGUCAACUAAGAUAAAACAUUUGCAUAAAAGACGUGUUCAAUACGGCGAUUACCACUUACCCAAUUUAUUAAAAAAACUGAAGCCAAAACGUUAUUUACUCAUUUUAAACUCUAACUAAAUUCUUUCACAAAAUACAAUUCUUUUAGCUUUUUGCAAAAAAAAAAAAAUAAAAAUACCCAAAUACCAAGAGUUCAUAAGCAGAGAAAAAAUCUUGAAAAUCUUGAUAGGAUAAAAAGUUUUUUUCCCUGUUUUGUUUGUUUGUUUGAAAGCAGAGGGUCUGUUCUUUCAUUUGAUAUAUUUGUAUGUUUAUAUGUUUUUAGAAGAAAAUUUUCCUGGAAGGCAUUUUUGUGAAACUUUUGUGAAAAUCACAAAAAAGCUGGCGGGCAACUUUUCAAAAAAUGGCUUGCGGGGAAUGAGUUAAAUAAAAUCAACAAAUAAAACAAAAAAGUUUUGAGUAGACUAUAUAAAAAAAUUCCUCCAGAUUGUUUUAUCCAUUGUGGUAGGCCUUGCUCACAAAAAGGUUGGAGACCCCUGUUUUAAAGGUUGGGGAUAUGUGAAAUGACUUAAAGCUAAAUUGAAAGACACCUAAUAUAAAGUGGCACCAAUGACUUGUGAUAAUAUUUUAUGUAGUAUAUUAAUGUCCAGUGAAACUAUUCUCACAGAAUAAUGCAAUAGCACAUUGCUCUGUUUCUGCUUUAAUUAUUAAAAUAAAGUCACACCAUGUGAUUGUAAGCAGCUUCACGCUCAUACAGUAAGAGCAACACAUCUGAAUAAUUGCAUUUGAAUGAUUAAAUAAAGCCUUUAUCUUU